GUGUAACGCCAACCAAGCUACAGUGUACAAGGUAACUCUACAGUGUACAAGCUGAUGCGAGGAUGCUGCUCACGCUGGACACAACGGCCGAAAUGCUGCUCUGGGGAUGUGCCGGCAGCGUCUUGGCGCUCGUGAUAAGUUUCUUGGGUUUAUCGGAAUGUCCCUUUUGCUUCCUUCACUUGCUGCUGGCGGGGUGGGCGCUCGCGGCCGCCGGCUGCCUCGCUCGCGCCGGCCUCAAGGUGCCAGUGUGCCGGAAAGCCGUCCUGGUGACAGGGUGCGACUCAGGUUUCGGGCACCAACUGGCACAGCAUCUCGACAGAAUUGGCUUCCGCGUUUUUGCUGGUUGCCUCCAUGCUAAUAGCCAAGGAGAAGGCGCAGAGAGGCUGAGGAAAUUAGGAUCCGCGAAAUUACAUGUAUUGCAGUUAGAUGUGACGAAACAAGAACAGUUGAAGGAUGCGAGGAAUCAAGUCCAGGCGCUAAUGCAAAAGGGAGAAGUGCUAUGGGGUCUUGUCAACAACGCAGGCAUUGGGUGUCUAGGCCUGACAGAGAUGCCAACCAUCGCAAGAUACAAGCAAACUGCAGACGUUAACAUUUUCGGGAUGGUGGCCUCCACUCAGACCUUUCUUCCCUUGAUCAAGCAGUCUAAAGAUAUCUUCACGCCUUACGUGGUCACCAAAUAUGCCGUGGAAGGAUUCAGUGAUUGUCUUAGAGUGGAGUUGAAACCGUGGCAAGUGAAGGUCAGCGUCAUUGAGCCGGGUAACUUCGCUAAAGCCACGGGCAUCGCGGGCGAGGAGCGCCUUCGCCGUCAGGAGGAGGACCUGUGGGGCGCCUUGGACGAGGAUCUCCGUCGAGAGCACCCUCGGCAGGAGCUCCGGGCUGUCACUCAAGCUCUCAGGGCGUUCAGAGAUGCGGGGCCUGACAGUAUGGCCCCAGUGCUUGAGGCCAUGACAGAUGCCCUGACGCAGAGAUUCCCAAGGGUACGUUACAUGCCCAUGGACUUACACACCUUCGUCAGGAUAUUUGUGGCCACGCAUUUCCCAGAGUGGCUCUACGAUCACCUCUACGUUUCUAAUUGUAGAGCCCGUCGAUAGAGCUGAGGGAGGGGCAGAGGCCACGGAUUAAAGAGGAAAGGGAGAGCCUGUAGAGGAACGAAUGUGCUGUUUAUACACACACACACACAUAUGUGUGUGUGUGUGUAUUUAUAACACACACACACACACAC
This is a messenger RNA of Penaeus monodon (black tiger shrimp), 1222 nucleotides long. RefSeq names its product D-beta-hydroxybutyrate dehydrogenase, mitochondrial-like. The coding region runs from base 63 to 1091 and encodes 342 amino acids. The transcript is spliced from 9 exons. The record is from RefSeq and is a predicted model, not a curated record. NCBI's taxonomy places the organism in Eukaryota, Metazoa, Arthropoda, Malacostraca, Decapoda, Penaeidae. Gene Ontology annotation, molecular function: oxidoreductase activity.